Molecule: messenger RNA, 2727 nt
Organism: Bombyx mandarina (wild silkworm)
Lineage: Eukaryota; Metazoa; Arthropoda; Insecta; Lepidoptera; Bombycidae
Gene: Alg9
Product: alpha-1,2-mannosyltransferase Alg9
Biological process (GO): protein N-linked glycosylation
Cellular component (GO): endoplasmic reticulum membrane
Molecular function (GO): alpha-1,2-mannosyltransferase activity
Source: RefSeq, a predicted model, not a curated record
UUCAAUGGAAAAUUGGAAAAUUGGGGUGUUUUUCUACGAAGUUUUUAGUAUUUUUAUUUUGAUGAAACAAAGUAGAAUUUUUUCAACUUCGCAAAUGCACUAAUAAAUAAACCCGCAAUGCCGCUGACCGUACGACAAAGAAGUAUUCAUAAUAAAAACGGUGCUAAAAGAGCAGCCAGUUUCAACAAAGGAAAACGGAGACCUAGCGAAGGAGAUUACAUUGUCACAAAUGCCCCAACUGAUCUCCGUAGUAUCUCAUACCCCGGUGGAGCUGCAGCUUUAAGUUUAUUACUGACUGCCAGAAUCAUAUCUGCGAUCUGGAACCAUAUUUCUGAUUGCGAUGAGACAUAUAACUAUUGGGAACCUUUGCAUUAUUUGGUGUAUGGUCAUGGACUACAGACAUGGGAAUACAGUCCCGUUUAUGCAAUCAGGUCUUACAUGCCACUGUUUUUGUUUGCUGUGCCAGCGAGAAUACUGUCCUACAUACUAAAUCCAGUGUCCAUCUUCUAUGUGUUGAGGAUAGGCCUUGCUGUUCAUACAGCUGCAACUGAAUUCAUGUUUUACAAGGCUGUGUGCCACGAAUUUGGGGUACAUGUUGGCAGACUAUGGCUGGCUAUGACGUUACCGGCGGCUGGAUUAUUUUCUUCCAGUACUGCGAUGCUGCCUUCUGCAUGGAGCAAUGCCAUAGUGAGUGGAGCACUUGCAUGCUGGUGGAGGAAACGAUACCAAUCUGCAGUGUUCCUGACUGCCGUCACAUCACUGCUCAGCUGGCCAUUCACUGCACUCCUUGGAAUACCGAUAGCGAUAGAUAUGCUAGUACUAAAACGGAAAUUCAAAGAAUUUUUCACAUGGUCUUUCCUCUCACUUAUCAUCAUUCUCGUACCAACUGUACUGGUGGACGCUUGGUAUUACGGACGGCUAGUCAUAGCACCAUGGAACAUUGUAGCCUACAAUAUAUUCACAGAGCACGGGCCGGAUCUCUAUGGGGUUGAACCCUGGACUUAUUAUAUUGUUAAUGGUUUCUUGAAUUUUAAUAUUGUUUGGGUGUUAGCCUUAUCUAGUCCAAUUCUCCUGUUAGCUUGCACAGUUCUCUCGUCCAAGUCUACAUCAAGAGCAUCGUUUUGUACUCCAUACUGGUUGGACUUGAUGCCCUUAGGACUGUGGCUAGUUAUAUUUAUGCUGCAACCCCAUAAGGAAGAACGAUUCAUCUACCCGGUAUACAGCUUGAUAAUCCUAGCUGGCGCCAUAGGCCUGGACUGUGUUCAGAAAAUGAGCUUCGCAGUUGGAACCGAACUGUUCCGUUGGCGCAGAGAACGGGAGAAGAGACACUACCUCUCCUACACCGGGACCAUCAUGGUGGUGUUCGUUGGCGUGGCUGGACUGGCUGGGUUGUCACGUAUAACGGCGUUGUACACAAACUACCAAGGAUCACUGACGAUUCUACACAAUUUACCUGCAACGGAAACUGAAAAAGUAGUGUGCUACGGUAAAGAGUGGUAUCGUUCACCAUCCAGUUUUCACUUGCCAUUGGGAUACAAAAUGAGGAUUAUACAGAGCGAGUUCAAUGGUCAAAUGCCGGCUCCGUAUGCUGACACACAGAAUGCAUCACGCCUCAUUCACCCGUACCUCAACGACCAGAACAAAGGAGACAACAGCACGUACUACAAACCCAAGGAGUGCCACUACCUGGUCGAUUCGGACUUGAGCAAGCCUUCGAAGCUCCAGCCGGCUUACCACAAGGACCCCAACUGGGAAGUCGUGGCCACCGCUUCAAUACUAAACGCGGAACGAUCAAACAGAAUACUGAGAGCGUUCUAUAUUCCGUUUUUGACGUCGAAGAGUUGCGUGUACGGGAACAUGUACUUGCUGAAGAAUAAAUCCUUAUAGGGCAGGGCGCGCGCGUGGGGCGGUCAGAGACGCGACAAGCUCGUGGUGUUCGGGCUGGCGCACAGCCCGGCCGAUUAUAAAGGGUGGGCCCUGAAGAAUUUUCAUCCUAAAGUGUACAAGUUCAAGAAUUACGGAACUCUCGUGGCGUACAAGCGCGUGUGAAUCGUGAACGAUAUGAACUGUGUGUGUCGUUGUUGUAUAAUUGUGCUUUUAGAAGUUUAACACGCGUAUUUUGAUAUUUUUACAUUAACAUCUUUUUAUAAUUGUUGUGAUGUAAGUACACACUUUUUUAACAUAAAUACAUUUUACGUGUUGCUGUACGAUGAGAUCGAUAAAAAUUAUCGAUAAAAUCAAGACCAGUAGAAAUUACGUACUGGCCGCUAUAUUACAAAAAAUAUGACUAAAAAGUAAAAUUAAAAGACCUUAAUCAAUGAAAUGGUGUAUAAGAUUUAACCAUAGGAGAAGUUUAAAUAGAUUUGAUUAGAAAACUCUAACUAAAAGUUCCUGCACGCCAAUAGAUGGCGCUGAUUUCAAUAAAACUAGCUGGUUAAGAAACUUUGUGUGAAUGUAUUUAAGGAUUGGUGCUUUUCACGUGACUGUUAAAUGUUGCGUAAAGAACUUAGUAUUUGUAAUUAGAUCUUUUAGCAUAUGUAUGUGUGAUCUGUAGAUUAGCAUUUUAUAUGUAAUAUAAUGUUCUGUGCAUCAGCUCCUAGGGUGUCAGAGAUAUGUUCGUGAAUACAGUUGAGUACGUAUUUUUUAUUUAUUUUUCUUGCUGAGAUGUGUGGACGAGCUCACAGCCCACCUGGUGUUAAGUGGCUACUGAAGCCCAUAUACAUCUAC